AUGACAACGAGGGAGCUGCUUUUUGAUUUCAUUACUUUGCUCGAAAAAAUUGACUUUAUAGGAUGUCUCGGGUAAAUAUGAUUGAAAAAAGCCCUAAAGAGAUUUCUGUCACUAGUGCUAAAAAGAAGAAGAAUGGUCUUCAAAAAAAUGUUUCCCAUAGAAAUAAUAUUCAUGACAUCAGAAAUACACAUUUAACACCAAUAAGAAAGACGCCUGUAAAAGGUGACUUUAGAAAACCACCAAAGGACAGUUUUUCGUCAAGGCUUACAGAUCACCACAAAAGUAAAUUAAAGCUACCAAAGGCUGUUCUUUCCAAUAUGCCACAUAAAAGUGAAUUUCUAAACAAUGAUGAAGAAAGGGAGCUUUUUGCUAAGCAAAGAUCUAUUAUCUAUCAAUUAAAUGAGAUUAUGAAGAGAUCAGAAAUAGCCAAUUAUGAGGCAUUCAUAAACUCGGAGCACACAACUGAUCACUAAUAUAUCAAUCAGAUGCUUUGAAGAAGGUGCACUCUGUAUUCAUGAUGAUUAUGGUUGUGUUCAAAGCCUAAUACGUUAUAUACUUAAGCCAUUUUGGUGUGAUUGUUUCCAAUAAAAUAUGUACUCUUGU
Molecule: messenger RNA, 603 nt
Organism: Trichobilharzia regenti
Lineage: Eukaryota; Metazoa; Platyhelminthes; Trematoda; Strigeidida; Schistosomatidae
Source: the annotation of a GenBank genome assembly